UUAUUGUAGCUUAUCUAUGAUUGUAAUUGGUAGCCCUAGGAGCAUAGAGCAUAGAGAUACUAAAUGCCAGCUUGGGAGCGACUACUUAUCUAUGGUGACUACCGUUUCUAUUACCCACGUAUCUAUAGUGCAGAUCAACAUAACCACAUGAUAACCAUAGUAUAAGGAUAAUUCCCCUAACUACCGUAAUUUAACAUAACCUUACUAAUUAAAAGGAGUUGAAAGUAUAUUAAAAUGGAUUUAUUUGUUAUAAAUAGACACCAAGAAACUGAAUUUGAAGAAAAUGAAGUCCUUAACAAAAAUGAAAAAAUGCAACAGGUUCUAAAAAAAAUUGAAAGAAAUAAGAAAAUCAGAGCAAAGCAAAAAGAAAGUAAGAAACUUAAUACCGAAGAAAAAUUAAGAGCAAUUCAAAAGACUACGGAAAAUAGGAAAAGGAGAAGAUGUCAAAGACAAAUACAUGAGGCUGUUGUAAAUUCUCAAAAGGAAUUGUGUGAACCGAAAGAAGUAAUAGAACGAGUAGAUGACAUUGAACAAGGAAAAGUUUCAUUGGAAGAACCUAAAAAUAAGAAAGAAAAAGGCAGUAAUGAUGUAUCUGAAAUAGCUGGUUUUACUAUUUUAGGUGAUACAGAAUUUCAGAAAAAGAGUAAGAUUAAGCGAGUUUUACCAAAAUGGCUUGCUGAGCCAACAGUAAUCUCUACCAAUCUUCAAAAUCUUCAGAUAAAAACAUCAAGUAUGAGUGAACUUAAUAAGAAGUUAAGGAGAAAGUUGAAGACAAAAGGCAUUCAUUUCUUUUUUCCUGUUCAAGCUGUAGUAAUACCAUGGCUAUUAAAAGAAAUAAGAAAUUCUUCAAUAAUAUUCCCUAGAGAUAUUUGUGUGUCAGCACCAACAGGCAGUGGAAAAACUUUGGCAUUUGUCUUACCAAUUAUUCACCACUUAAUGACUUAUAAAGUUAAAAAAAUUAGAGCUCUAGUUAUCUUACCAACACAAGAUUUAGCUCUACAAGUAUAUGAAACUUUUAAAUUGUAUUCUGUGUGCACAAAUAUAUACAUUGGUCUUAUAACAGGAAAAAAAAAAUUCACUGUUGAACAAAAACAGUUAAUUGAAGAAAUUGAACCAUUUGGAUAUAAAACUAAGGUAGAUAUUUUAGUUUGCACUGCUGGAAGAUUGGUAGACCAUUUGAAAGACACUAAAGGGUUAGAUCUGAAGUGCAUAGAAUUUUUGGUUAUUGAUGAAGCUGACAGAGUUUUAGACAGUGUUCAGAAUGAUUGGUUAUACCAUUUAGAGAAACACUUGCAAAGUGAUGAUGAUGGUUGUCAUUCAGCAAAAGUUUUAAAUUUGUUGACAUUAAGGGGCAAACGACCCCCUCAGAAACUGCUCUUUUCUGCAACAUUAUCACAAGAUCCAGAAAAAUUGCAAAAAUUGUCCUUGUUUCAACCUAAACUUUUCACGUCUGUUGUUGAAAAAUCUGAAGCAGAAGAAAAACCUGAUGAGGGCCACUCAACUUCAACAUUCUUGGGAAAAUACACCACCCCAAAUGAACUGACUGAAAAAUAUAUUGUUUGUUCACUUGAUUUGAAGCCCUUGGUUUUAUAUCAAUUCAUUGUACAGGAAAAUCUGACAAAAGCAUUGGUUUUCACAAAUUCAGCUGAAAGUGCACAUCGACUAGUGAUACUUUUAAAUUCAAUGUUUAAGGGACAGAAGAAAGUAGAAGAAAUGCCCUUAAAAAUUGAUAUAAAUAAGAAGAAUGAAUUAACUAAGUCGUUUAUAAAUGGUGUUUUUGAUAUUUUGGUAUGCACUGACAGAUUGGCGCGAGGAAUUGAUCUUCCUGGCACAGAGUGUGUUAUAUCAUACGGAGCUCCCAAAUUCAUUAAAACAUAUAUACAUAGGGUGGGUCGUACAGCAAGAGCUGGUCGGUCUGGUUUAGCAGUGACAUUGUUACAAGAAAAUCAGCUAUCAAAAUUUAAAGCUGCUCUUUCACAAGCGGAAAAGAAUAAUUUGGAGGAAGUGGUCAUUAAUGAAGAAAAACUGGAAGAACUAGCAGAUCAGUACAAACAAGCACUUGGAGAGUUAAAGGACUCUGUCUUAGAGGAAGAAACAGCCGAAUUGAAGAAGAUGAAACGAAAAAAGAGACCAAAGAAAAUGCAGUUGCAGACAUCUGCAAAAAGUAAGUAAUUUAUUGGAUUGUCUGUUAACAUUUAGGCGUUUUUUUUACGAUGUAUACGUUUUAAAAGGUUCAUUAAAAUUGUGAUUUUCAGUAA
Messenger RNA from Agrilus planipennis (emerald ash borer), 2258 nucleotides. It is a transcript of the gene Dbp73D, whose product is annotated as probable ATP-dependent RNA helicase Dbp73D. The record is from RefSeq and is a predicted model, not a curated record. Gene Ontology annotation, cellular component: nucleus. The coding region runs from base 235 to 2172 and encodes 645 amino acids. NCBI's taxonomy places the organism in Eukaryota, Metazoa, Arthropoda, Insecta, Coleoptera, Buprestidae. Gene Ontology annotation, molecular function: nucleic acid binding; ATP binding. The transcript is spliced from 7 exons.